Messenger RNA from Hydra vulgaris (swiftwater hydra), 3114 nucleotides. Its product is annotated as protein EFR3 homolog B. NCBI's taxonomy places the organism in Eukaryota, Metazoa, Cnidaria, Hydrozoa, Anthoathecata, Hydridae. The record is from RefSeq and is a predicted model, not a curated record. Gene Ontology annotation, cellular component: plasma membrane. Gene Ontology annotation, biological process: protein localization to plasma membrane.
AUGUUUUAUUAGUCUUGUUCUUUCAUUUUAAUAGCAUAUUUAGCACAUGAAGCAUAGUCAAAAAGUUCAUUAAUAUGGCUACGUCCAGUGUUUGUAGUUGUUUUUGUAAUGUGCGCCCACGAUACAAGCGACUUGUUGAUAUGGUCUUUCCACCAGAUUCAAGCCAUGGUUUAGUGAAGUCUAAUAUGGAGAAAUUAAUUUUUUAUGCUUUAUCUGCUCCAGAAAAACUUGACAGAAUUGGUGACUAUAUGUUUCUUAAAAUGAGUAACUUCCUUUAUAGAAAGAGAAUUGAUUUUGUUUACAUAGCUAUGGAAGCAAUGGAUAAUUUACUUCUUGCAUGCCGCUCUUCCAGUUUAAACUUGUUUGUUGAAAGUUUUCUUAAAAUGGUUUCAAUGCUACUGGAAUCAAAUAUUGUUGGUCUUCAGAUUUGUGCAUCCAGCUCAUUUGUGAAGUUUGCUAAUAUAGAGGAAGACACACCUUCGUACCACAGGCGUUAUGAGUUUUUUAUUUCACGUUUUAGUCAACUCUGCUAUGGUAGCAAUGAAAAUAAAACUACAGAAAGAAGUGUUCGCCUGUCAGGUUUGUAUGGCUUGCAGGGUGUUGUUCGAAAAACAGUCAAUGACGAUUUACAGGCAAAUAUCUGGGAUGCUGCACACAUGAGUAAGAUUGUCCCAGCAUUACUGUAUAAUAUUGAAUUGGACACAGAAGGACUUUUGAGAGAAUCUACGACUGAUGUGGCAUCUCAAUCAAGUACUAAUACAGGACAAAAGGAAGAUCCUGCACAGUUAGCAGAUUUGUGUUUGCGUGAGCUUGUGACAAGAGCUGGAUUCAAUAAUAUUGCUGCAAUUUUAUCUCCAUUACUAACCUUCAUGGAUGACAGAAGUUUGUGGCUGAAGAAUGAAUUUCCAUUGCAUAUAUUUCGACUAGUCAUGUUUUCUAUUCAAAAUCAAUAUUCAUAUCGUGCAAUAGAGAUUCUAUUGUCUCAUCUUGAUAAACAUAAAGGAAGUCAACCAGAAAUGAAAGCAAGCAUUGUAAAAAUGUUGUCGGCUUCUGUAAAAAUUGCUACCAGUGGUUCAAUUGGACCAUCCAUUUUGGAAGUUUUUAAUACCUUACUAAAGCAUUUGAAGAUAUCUAUAGAUAUUAUGUCUACUUCUAAGCCACCAGAUAAUAAAGAAAAACUUCUUCAGAAAGCUAUUAUUACUGCUGCAGGCGCAUUUUCAUCAAUACUUGCCGACUACCAACGAGUUGAUGUCAUGCUGUUUAUAAUUUUAAAAGUGCCAUCACUAAAUAAAACAAGAAACCAUAGUGAAGCUGAACGGGAUAUUGGAAUCACAUCUGAAGAUGGAUCAGAAGAAAUGCUGCAGUUAAGCUUAUUAAAAUGUCUACUUAAGGUUGCAGAAAGUCAUCAAACAAAGCAUUUUACUUCAACAUUUUCUUCCAAAUUUUUGGAUGCAUUGCUUGCUGGUCUGCUACUUAAUAAUGCAGAUGUUCGUGUAUACUAUCAAAUGGUCCUUGUUAGUCUUUUGGAUAGAAAGAAAAAUUCUUCACAUUUAGAGAAAUUAUGUUCCUCAAAUGAAUCAGGUUUGACGUGGCAUAUUGAUAAAUGUUCAAGACAAGAUGCUUCUUUUAUCCACAAAAAUAAUCAAGACUUUUGUUUCCAUAUUUAUGAAAGCUGCUGUUUGGCAAAUAACACAAACACAAAUUUUAAGCUUCUUACCUUUAUUGUUUGUUUGUUGACUCUAGAGUUUGGAGACGAAGAAAUUGUUGAAUUUGUGAGUUUUGUACUGGGGUUGCAGAACCUUAUGUUAUCCUCCAAAACACAGCUAUCUUCGGCUCAGAAAUGUUGUGUCCAUGGUUUAGUCACUGUUUUCUUUAUGCUUAUUUGUGAUAUGACUGCCAUUCCUGCGCUUCAGCACCAUACUCAAAUUGUGAUUGCAAAGCGUAGUGAACAAGCACCAUGCAUUACCCCUUCUGUUGUUUUCUCAAACAAAGAGUUUAGGUCAGAGACCUUAAAUACUUUGGAUGAUUCUUUUUUUUUUGAUCGAGAAACCAUUGUAAAUGCUCUUAAAAACAGUAAAUAUGAAACAAAGAGCAUUGAAUCUCCUUUUGUACUAAAACCAGCUGCAAGAUCAUUGUCUUCUGCGUCACUUCCUGAAAAUUUCCCAAUCGUGAAAACUGAUUCUUUACUAAGUGUUUCAUCAAGUAUUCAUGGGAAUGAUAUACCUGUUCAAAAGAUUACAUAUGAAGAUUUAAAAGAUGCACUACGAGAAAAAUUAGAGAUGCCAAAAGAUGCUGAGGAGUAUGAAAAAAUACAACUGCAUGAUAUUUCUAUGACUAAAGGAAACAAUAGACAAGAAAUAGAGAGCAAACUCAUGAAGACAAUUGAUGUUGCAACUCUAAAUAGCCAACGUUAUGAUCAUUCUGAAAUUCAAAAGAAUCUCUUCGAAAUUGAGUUUCCGUCCAUUUUUAUCUAUUAAUCUCACAGCCAGUUGUCAACUUUGUAAUUGGCAAAGUUUUUUUACAAUGUUAUUGCGUAAUGGUGGUCAUCAGUGGUAUCUAUAUUUUAUAUGGCAUCUUAAAAUUGUAUGCAAAACAAAUUAUAUAGAAUUUUGAAUGUUAGAUCUGACAACGAAUUUCUCAAAAAUAUAAAUUAAAAGUUUUGGAUCUUAGGUCAUCUCAUCGUAGAAACUCAUCGAGUUUCUUAUAACUUUAAGAAUUUCGGGUGUUGAGUUCUUGUAAGUAUUUUAAAAUUAUUGAUUGUGGCGAUAAUUCUUUUUAAAAACUUUAAAUUGUACAAAGCAUUGUGGAAAACUAUCGUCGAGGUGUAAGUACAAAGAAUUUUUUUUACAAUGGUUUUCAUUGGUUGUUACUUUGCUGAUUAGGUUUUACACACAGGUUCGUAGACUUGCUUUUAUGCCAUAUAAAAAUAAAGAAAGCGAUAUAAACUCUAGUCUUUAAACAAUAAAGUGCGCGCGAUAGAGAGUACGCGCUCUCUGAGAGCAUUUAAAGGAUAAAGAGUACGCGCUCUCUGAGAGCAUUUAAAACAAUUCAAGAAAGAAACCUUCUAAAGUUGUAAAUAUCUUGUGAUUAUAUUAAUAAUAGUAUUUUUAUUUA